GGUAAAUAGAGGAAGAAGAGCAACCGUUGUUCACCAUCAUUGUAUCCUCCUAAAGCCUGAUAAAUUUGGUAGUUCCUCGUCAUAGCACGUUGGUAGCCUGCAUGCUUUGAGCAGACUGAGUCCGCGUUGUUUUAAAUAUUACACACUUUGUGCAUUUAAACCGCCGUAUUGAAGUGUUUUUUUUGUAGCUCGUGGGGAAAGUCGUCUAACGUGAAUAACUGUUUCGCUGAUAUUGGUGGCGCGUUUAUCGCCAUUUUGCGCGUUGAGCGACUCAAAACCAGCAAAAAGAAUGGCCGAAGCAGACCGACCGGGGAAGCUCUUCAUCGGUGGACUCAACACGGAGACCACCGACAAGGCCUUGGAGCAGUACUUCAGCAAAUAUGGCAGGAUCGUCGAAGUACUUCUGAUGAAGGACCGUGAAACAAACAAAUCGAGGGGCUUUGCUUUUGUAACCUUUGAAAGUCCGGCUGAUGCAAAAGAUGCUGCCCGGGAAAUGAAUGGAAAGUCUUUGGAUGGGAAGCCUAUUAAAGUGGAGCAAGCUACAAAGCCUCAGUUUGAGAGUUCUGGCAGACGUGGGCCGCCUAUGCAUUCUCGAAGCCGGGGUCCUCCCAGAGGGCCCCGCGGGUCAAGGGGAGGAAUUAGGGGCCCGCCAUCCAGAGACUACUAUGAUUCAGAAGAUGGAGAUGGCUACUAUAGUCGGAUGUCAUCCAGAGGUCCCCCAAUGAAACGAGGUCCACCAGUUCGCAAUGGGGGUCCUCCACCCAAGAGGUCGGCCCUAUCUGGUCCCAUGAGCAGGCCUCCCAUGUCCAGAGACAGGGAUCCCUAUGGUCCUCCACCCCGCAGAGACUCCAUGUCCAGGAGAGAUGAUUAUCCAUCCCCAAGAGAUGACCAUUACAACCCUAAAGACGGAUACUCCAGCCGGGAUUACAGCUCAAGAGACCGGGACUAUGGACCCCCUCCCAGAGAUUACUCCUACAGAGAAUAUUCUAGUUCUGGCUCCAGAGAUGACUAUGGCUCAAUGUCAAGAGGAUACAGCGACCGUGAUGGUUAUGGAGGUGGCAGAGAGCCGAGAGGCUACAUGGAUCGUCCCAGUGGUGGCUCCUACCGAGAUUCCUAUGAUGGUUACGGUAACUCUCGCAGCGCCCCACCCUCACGGGGCCCCCCACCAUCCUAUGGUGGAAGCGGUGGAAGCAGUCGUUACGAUGACUAUGGCAGCAGCUCCAGGGACGGCUAUGGCAGUCGUGACAGUUACCCCAGCAGCCGGAGUGACCCGUACCCUCCGAGCCGUGGAGAGAGAAUGGGUAGGCAGGAAAGGGGCCCGGCCCCCCCUGGCGAGAGAGGCUACCCUCCUCGUGACUCGUAUGGCUCAAGUCGUGGAGGGCCUCGCGGUGGCCGUGGUGGCGGUCGGCCUGAUAGAGGAAUGGCUCGCAGCAGAUACUAAAAUGGACUUGGAAGUCUCAUUAAUGCAAACUUUGAUCUUCGUACAUACUUGACACAUGUUUUGGAAGAAAUCUGAUGAAUACAAACAGACAAAAUGUGUCUUAACUCUGUGACUUAGGAAGCUUAGCUUUGUAUCUUUUACUUUCCCCGUUUUAUGUGUAUUUUUUUUUUCCCAUUUUUUAUAUAUAGUAUUUCUUUACCUAUGUCACAGUGUAGUUACUAAGUGUUUUUGUCAGUUCAGUGUGAAUUGAAUCUGCAAUGCCCUAAAUAUGGCUUUCAUACGCUAAUAAAGCUUUUAGUUGAAACUCUACAUCUCAUCGAUUUUUCACCUCGAGAUUUCUGACAAAAAAGUGACGGGGAAAAAGUGAUGACACGUCUCCUUUGCAAAGUUCUGUAAUCAUAGGUGAGUCUGUUCGCACAUAUGAUGGAGUGGAAUGAAAUAUUAAACAAAUGUGCUUCCAACUGGACACUACUGUUUGCCAGAUGGGGAAAUGUUACUGUCAAAAUGUUCCAAUGUAGUUCCCCUUGGAAAUGGAUCCAUCACCCUAGAGCAAUUUGAUGACAUGCAACAAGCAAACACAACUCGACUGAUAGUCAUCAGCUGGUAAGCAAAGCAAACCUUUGUUUCUCACCUGUAAAUGAGUUUCUCAUUGUCCUGUAUUACAAUCUUCACUCCAGACAACUUUUGCCUCAGGAGACACUGCAAUAAGGAAGUCAACUGAAAUAAGCGCUUUUAAUUGUUUUAUAUGGUAAUUUUUAUAAGAGCAACAAACCAUGAGGAUUCCUUCCUUUUGAUCAAGAUUGACAAUCUGAGCCCUCGAAACAACUUUUUGCUCAACGAGUUGUGCAGUUUCAAAGAAUUGGCAUCAGUAUUUUUUUUGACAUUAAGUGACAUCUAGUAAAAAACGUUUUGUCUUGGUAAAAGCCAAGCAGGCAUAAAUUAUGUUCAGUAACCAAACCUCUUCUACAAGCAUGCUCAAAAAAACUGGAGACCUGUGGAGAAACGCCAUCAACCCAGCAGCCAAACUGGAGGAAAAAAAAAAUCAUACGGAGAAACUUGAAGUUGGAUUGAGAACUACAAUAUCUUUAUAUUUUAUUUUUCAAUACACACUUAAGACAAGGACAAUGUUAAUUUUUUUUCUGUGUUGCAGGAUGAACAUCAAAGUAAUGGCUGCUGAAAUAUACCAGAGUUCUAUCCUCCAGUUGUUGGACUGAUUUAACCAGAUCGUCUUUAACCAACCUAGCUUUACAGGUGCUGUUGCAGGGGUUGGCUGAAACUGUUCGACUGGAAAAAUCUGUUGGAAGUGGGAAGAGUCCAGACUGAGGAAUUGGUUAAAUUUGAUAUUUGUUGUGUUUUAAAUAAAGUCUUUAAAAUCA
Messenger RNA from Xiphophorus couchianus (Monterrey platyfish), 2817 nucleotides. It is a transcript of the gene rbmx, whose product is annotated as RNA binding motif protein X-linked. Bases 290 to 1441 code for a protein of 383 amino acids. The transcript is spliced from 10 exons. Gene Ontology annotation, molecular function: RNA binding. The record is from RefSeq and is a predicted model, not a curated record. Lineage: Eukaryota; Metazoa; Chordata; Actinopteri; Cyprinodontiformes; Poeciliidae.